UGAAAGUCAGAUUUAGUGACAGUGAAAUUUCUUCGAGGAGCGAGUUGUCGGCGUUGUUUCGACCAUUUCUUGUCUUCAGGAAUAACUUUCCGAACGUGUCUCCUUAUUGAAGAUCAAGAGAAGCAACUGUGCUUCCAGCCAAGAUCCUAGGAAAAAAGAUGCCUCCAGGGACAAAGAAACGAAAGACAGAGGAUUGUUGUUUUACAAGUUGUGUUGGUGGUAGUCCAAGAUAUAUCACUAGACUUUUUCUUCGUGAGCGAAGAGCAAGUGGAAUUGAAAGCAUAGGACAGUAUUUUGGAUGCUUACCUCCUGAGAUGCUGAAUCUCUUAUUCUCUUACCUAGAUGCUCCAGCACUGUCCUCAAUAGGGGCAACUUGUCGUGUUAUGAAUUCACAUGCCAAACGUUUAUGGAAACCAUUGUGUAUGAGGCUGGCACUUGUUCACAAACCCACUGUUUUGUGUGUGGCAAAUCCUUUGAGUGAGGAAUCAAUAUUUUCAUAUGAUAAAGCUGUUGAACUUUGCACAGGUGAAAAGCGCUGGGAAGUAAUGGCAGCAAGGAGCUGGUUAUACUCAAAAUGGCGCUGUGUGGUGUGUUAUCGGAACUGUUCUCAUCGGGUAGAUGUUCAUUUUGAUGUGACGCUCUGUGACAGCUGUCACCCUUUGUUUUACAGACGUAAAUGCCAUGCCAAGGAGCAAUUUAGUCUCACUGAGAGAGAUCUUAGGACGAUUGACAAUGACUCUUAUGAGUUCCUAGUAUCAGAUCUUGUUACUCUUGCGAGAAGGAAAUAUGGAAGUAGAGAAGCACUGCAAGACAGACUUAAUCACAAACAACGGCAGAAGAACAUGAGGGAAGCAGAGAAACAAUGUGCUUUGGUUCAGCGAGAGAGGGAGGUUUUACGAGCCCUUGAAAGUAUGAACAGCUCCUAUAGUGAUAUAGAAACUGUUGAUGCAAGGUGCAUGCCAUAUGUUAGUACUCCUGCAAGUUACCAGUAUGCUCCACAACAAUCAGCGGAGGAUGCUGCAAAGUGGUUGAUUGGAUGGAAGAAUAGGCAGGAGACAAGGCAGAAGCUGCUAAUGGCAGAAAUCGAGGCACGGUCAUCUCGGUGUAAGGGGUGUAGAGCUCGCUACGAUUACAGAUCUCUCUCCAGGUUACCAUCAGCCAUCAAGUGCACUCAUGUCCUGGAAGAAAAUGCCACGAAGUUGAUGGAAACUAUUAAGGAACAUUUCAACCAUGACAUACUUCACUACACACGACAUGGACAACUGAAUAUGGAGACUGGAGUCUAUGAUAUGGAGCACCGAUCAGCACAGGAACUGUUCUUGCGAAAUGAAAGGAGAACAAAACUGAUGGAGGAAUUAGAGAUCAGGAAAACAGAGUGGCCUUCCAUUUUGAAUGGACAAAAAAAUGCCAUGAGCUGCACUUAUGCCCAGGACUUCAUUUACAAAGGUGUGGCCAUACUUGACAACGACGGAAACAAGUGUCGUCUGCGUAAUGCUAAGGAUGUGGCCAGGGUGAUAUUAGCGAAGGCAUGUGGUUGGAAUUCAAGAAAUAAAGAAGUAAUGAGUGAAUUGGAAAAGAAAGGAUUUUUUCCACCAUUUGAUAGCCUCAAACUGGAGAGUCAUCUUUUGAUGGAUGAUUUUGUUGAGAGCAGUGUUGUGGUUCAUGGCGACAAUAUCAUUGCUUGUUCUUCAACUGAGGUAGCAGAUAGAAUAGCUGUGAUUGAGGGCUUGGAAGAGGAACAGAAAUCAUCUGCUGCGCAGAGAUGUGCAAGGAUUUACGCUGAAUGCAACAGGAAACCAGACAUCACUGCUCUAAGACAAUUGCGGAAAAACAGUCUUGUCAAAAGCUUGAAUGUAAAGUCUUUUUCUGAAUGUGGGCCCAGCUCUGAUCGCCGGUGGUCUCCUGCCCAUGAGUUCAUCAACUGUGGAACAACUACGUCACUUUUUGGUUACAAGGUGACCACGCCUGAGGCAGUUUCAUCUUUGAUAAGGCUCAAACAAGAAAUCCACGCUCAAACGAAGAUGCUUUAGAAUCUAUAGUAAUGUAAUGUCAAUAGUGAUUUUUGUAUAAAAUGGUCAGUAUGCUAUUUUGUUGGUGAAAGGUGAAAGUUAGUUAAUUUUCCAGCCUUAGGGUGAUAUCCAAAGUAUGGAUGUUAUAACCAUGUAUCAUUGUUCCUACAAGUAGUUUCAGAAUAGUAAAAUUUACAACUACUUCCUUUGGUGUAAACAACAACGCAUCAAAUAUCAAGACUUGAGCUUAGAUUGUAAUAAUAUAAGGUAAAAAAUUUAGCUCCAUUAUGUCAAUCUGCAGUAAAUUCAAGUAUUAACAUAUCUUAAAUCUAAAAAUGUCAGCAGUGUUCUGGCAGAGAAAAAAUCUUCUAUUGAUUGUGUCCUGAUUCCAAUUUUCAAAUUGUGCGAACUACAGUUAUUAUCACACUAUUAGAAAUGUACAUGGUUCACGUUCAGGUUAAUGAGAGGGUGCGAUCCUCUUUUAUUAAUAAUAAUUAUUAUCUAUUAGUUUACUUGGGGCAUGAUGGUCAUGUAAUAUUUUAUGAAGGCUAUUUGCAUUUGUGCAAUUGAAGUGCUGAUAAAAUUUAUUAUGCAAGACUUUUUUUGGCCUCUUUUUUUCUCAGAUCUUCCAAACCAAAAUUUACAUGAUUACACUGUAACUGCUUGUAUUGAAUAUGCGACUUUCUAGAGGUAAUCUUCUGUCCUGCAUCAAAAAAACAAAAUUAAUCUUACCAAGAAGUACAUGUAACAAUGAUCAACUGGAAAAAACUGAUUACAAAAUUUAUCCAAUUUUGGAAAGAACUGAACUUCCAUGUUAUGCUGUUGUUUUGCAUUUAAUAAUUAUGCAAUUGAAUAUAUAAUUGUUUUGGAUUUU
This is a messenger RNA of Pocillopora damicornis (cauliflower coral), 2883 nucleotides long. RefSeq lists its product as uncharacterized. Lineage: Eukaryota; Metazoa; Cnidaria; Anthozoa; Scleractinia; Pocilloporidae. The record is from RefSeq and is a predicted model, not a curated record. Gene Ontology annotation, molecular function: protein binding.